GCGAGAGUGGUGGUGGUGUGUGCGCGAGCGCAACAGGGAGAGGGAGAGCGUAUUUCUUCUUCCUCACCCUCCUCGAGGAAGAGAGAGGGCAGCUCCGGAGCCGCACGGGCGCGAGCGAGGCAGGCAGUGGCUCCUCCCCCCUCCUUUCGAUAUCAGCUCAUCGAUUCGUCCUAUCACACACAUAUCAUUACCGCUCCUCUUCCUCACCUAUGCUUGUCCUCUAACUCAUUGGCAGAAGAGAAAAAAAAAGUCCUUGUUGAGUUGUUGUAUCGGGUUCUGGUGGUGACUGUUACUGGGGUUUCCUUGCCCGGUUCUUGAUUUGCGCAAGGACAGAUUUGCCGUCCUCUCGGGUUCCGCCGUGCGGUGCUGAAUCCUCCUUCCCUGUUCCCUUCCCUUAGGUUUGGAUCGGGGAUAGGGAUGGAAGUGGACAGAAAGAAGAAUUUGCAGAUUGGAUCCAAGGGGAAGGAGGUUCAGAGCAAGAAUCCGAGGCGGGAGGAGCCGCUGGCAUCGUCGGAGGUGGACAUGGAUGAGCCAGACGCUCCUGAGAGCGGUGACAUGAUUGUUGAUGGCAACAAUGGCAGCUCCAGAGAGAGCCCCUUGCAGCCCAUGGAUUCCAAGAAUUCCAAGGGCUGUGCGGUCAAGAAGCCAACAUCGGUGAGCUCAGACUUCGGUGAGGAGCUGGACUUGGACCUUGGUGGGGAGAAGAGUGGGACGCAGCAGGAGAGGAAGCUCUCAAGGCAGGACCGGGUUGAGCUUUGCCGGUCGUUCCAGCUUGCAGUGAGCUCCCAUGAUUGGGAGAGCGCCGAGGGGCUGGUAGGAAUGGCUGACGCACAAGGGCUCAACGAUGUGCUGUGUGUGGCAGUGGAUGCGAUUUGGUUCUUGAGUGAUAGGGAUGAGCUGCUUGCUAUUGUGGGGUUGAUCAAAAGGGUUGUGUCUGAGGGCGCAAAAGAUUUUACCCGUGCUGCGCUCCGGACAUCAUUCCUCGCAUCGUGUGUAUCAGCAUGUAGGGGGCGGUCGACUAGCCUUGCUGAUGCAGUGAGCUUCAUGGGCCAGAAAUUGCAUGAACGACUUCAAGAAUCCCAAGGUGAUGAGGUAUUGAAAGCAGAAGCAAGUGCAAAGGUGCACAGGUUUACAGAAUGGGCUCUAAAGUGUAUCGGGCUGCAUUCACGUGUUCGAGAGAACAGGGGCAAAGGAAACCACGACACUGUAAUUGAGGUUCAGCUUCAGUUGUCUGCUUUCAAGAUAUUUCUUGAUCUUGCUGAUAAUGAGCUUACCGGGAAGGAUUUUACGGAGGCUUUUGAUGCUGCAUGCUUCCCUCUUACACUCUUUUCAACCACCUUCGACCAAGGAUGGGCAUCAGGAAUAUCAGCAGCUGCAGUACAAGGCCUUUUAGAGUUGUUGGUAGAGGGUGGCGCAGACAAUGUGAACCAAUGCUUUCUUGAAGCUGCACGCUAUGGCAGCACUGAGCUUGUGCGGAUCUUACUUCAGGUUGCUCAAAGAAACAGCUUGGACAUUGAUGUGGACCUAGCCCUUGGCUUUGCCGCACACUAUGGGAAGAUCGAAACCAUGGGAUGCUUGGUUGAAGAAGGUAAUGCUAUUGGCUUUCUUGGCCCUUUGAUGCGUGCUGCUGAACGUGGGUGCCUCCAAGUUGUGGAAUGGUUUGUCAACCACGGGUGUCGAGAAAUGGAGCUUUGCCUAGCCCUUACUGCUGCCACCUCUAAUAGCCAGAUUGCAGUUGCUGCUUAUCUUCUUCCUCUUGUCCCGCAACAUGUUCUUGCCCCCCUCAGCAUUGAGAUUAUCAAGGCUGCUGGUGAGAGGACUACGGGUUCCCUGCAGGGUGUGGAUUUUCUUCUCCGCUCGGAUUUCCUCAAUGACCCAGCUGCCACAUAUGCCGUGGCAGACAGUAUUGCAAGAUGCACCGAUGAAGCUGUGGACGCAAAGCUUAGGUCUUUCAUGAAUGAGCACUGGAGCGAGGCAGCUUUUUGUGCGGGAUUCGAAUCUGCACAGCAGCACUUUGUUAAUUUCAUGAGGAUAAUGGAAAGGGGUGAAUCACCAAUCCGCUUAGGGGAUCUCCCACUUGAGCUGGUGAUUGCCAUGGCCUACCUGCCGCUCUAUAAGGAAUGCAUGAAUUCCAAUGGGCGACUUUUGCCUCAAAGGCUUAGAGGUCAGCUUGUGGAGGCUGCAAGCAGGCUCGAGGACCGGCAAGUGGAAAGGGAUAGCCAAAGCAGAGAACUCUUGGCCAUCUUGGAGCACCACAUACCACGAUUCAUGAUCCAAACUUGAAGGUAAGCGCAGGCAUCCACUCUGAACCACUGCUGUCAAUGCAAGCAAAAAACAACUUACAAGGGCAAUCCACGCCGUCUUCAGUGCCGCCACCAUGUUCCUGCUUGGGGGGACAUCACCAAAUGAUAGCAUCUUGAGUUGGCUCUCCUGCAGGCGAUCUUCGGAGAGUAUAUAAUUCUGGGGAAUGGUGUGUGCCUUGUCGAGGCAUGUGUCGGAGUGUUUUACUGGGACCGUAAUCUUCCAUGAAAAAAAUGAUAUAAGCCUUCGGUAUGUAAUCCUGAGUUUUCGGUGUAAUUCAAAACGCUGGUCUUGUGACAACAUGUCGCUAGUUUUGGCUAGCGACUUUUUUGAUCAUGGCUUCAAAAAC
Molecule: messenger RNA, 2650 nt
Organism: Zea mays
Lineage: Eukaryota; Viridiplantae; Streptophyta; Magnoliopsida; Poales; Poaceae
Exons: 6
Coding region: 418-2283 (621 amino acids)
Source: RefSeq, marked provisional